Messenger RNA from Trichobilharzia regenti, 914 nucleotides. Lineage: Eukaryota; Metazoa; Platyhelminthes; Trematoda; Strigeidida; Schistosomatidae. The record is from the annotation of a GenBank genome assembly.
UUUUAAACCUAGGAUUACGCCGACGUUUCACAUGGAUCUUCAUAGUAGCUGACGUACGUCACGCUAUACUAGGUGCAGACUUCCUAAGUCACUUCAAUCUGUUAGUUGAUAUCAGCAAGAAAAAACUGAUUGACAAUUGCACCCAACUCAAGAUCCACGGUAUUACAUGUGACUACUCUGUUCAUAGCAUCUGUAUAGAAAAGCCGGAGAGUGAAAUGUUCUCUGCUUUAUUGCAACGAUUUCCUAAAAUCCUUAAACCAUCAUACAACGUCGAAGAUAUAUCUCAUACAGUUACGCAUAAGAUCAUCACAACAGGACAACCUGUGAAGGCACGUCCACGACGGUUACCACCCGAUAAACUAGCAGCAGCUAAGUCGGAAUUCGAACAUAUGAUGCAGCUAGGCAUCAUACGACCAUCUAACAGUCCAUGGUCUUCACCUUUGCAUAUGGUACCUAAAACUAAUCACGACUGGCGACCAUGUGGAGAUUAUCGCGCUUUGAAUAACGCUACGGUCCCAGACCGUUAUCCUAUACCUCAUCUCCACGACUUCUCCUUGACCUUACAUGGAAAGACCGUUUUUACUAAAGUUGACUUGGUCAGGGCAUAUCAUCAAAUACCAGUCGCUCCAGAAGACAUUGCAAAAACAGCAAUUAUCACGCCUUUUGGAUUAUUCGAAUUCUUGAGAAUGCCUUUCGGACUAAAGAAUGCUGCUCAAACAUUUCAGCGUUUUAUGGACCAAGUUACCCAAGGUCUUGAUUUCGUCUUUGUAUAUAUCGACGAUGUCUUAAUUGCCAGCUCAUCGAUGGAAGAACAUAUGGAACACUUAAGCUGUUAUUUCAAAGGUUUGAACAAUUUGGAGUUGUUAUCAAUCCAAAGAAAUGUAUUUUUGGUUCCCCUUCCAUUGAAUUCUUAG